AUGGCGGCAAAAUGUGUGCUGCUGCCAGUUGUGAUAGCCUUGUUGUUUCAGUCCAUGUCAGCAAAAAUGGAGAAAUCUUUCGAUAAAUUCUUGAAGAGUGAUCACACAAACAAUUGGGCGGUAUUGGUAAGAGAAAAAAUAUAAAACCAUCACUGACAGUGGAGUAGAGGAAGCGGACUUAAAACUCUCUAUUUUUUAGGUUUGUACGUCUCGGUUCUGGUUCAACUAUCGCCAUGUAGCUAACGUUCUGUCCAUUUAUAGAAGUGUCAAAAGACUUGGAAUCCCCGAUAGGUAGGUAAAUUAUUUCUAAAUAUCAAGAAAUGUAAUUAGAUGCGUUCACUCGUCAACAAACAAACAAAAAUUGAAAGUGUGGGGUUUUAAACAUUGGGAUUAACUGCACAACCUACACUUUGCUACUGAAAAACCGGAGCUGCGUGGUAUGUUGUAUACAGAGAAUUAUAGAGUCAAUAAUAGAAACGUCGCAAAACUGGGGUGACACAAAAACUCAGACCUCCGACCGUGAAAAACUCAGACCCCUGGAUGUCUCGACAACACAGACACUCAGUUCAACUCUAAGUGGGGUCUGAGUUCUGAGUUUUUGUGACACCCCUUAAAACUGCUUUUCUGGAAAUGAGAGCCUAGUCUUAUGCAGUCCCAUAUCAUAUGAUCAGUUUAAAAUAAUGCUUCACUGACCAGCAUAUCUUUAUCAGCCUUCAAGUGAAGUAUUUAUAAGGGGAUUCAAACAAGGUCUGUAGAAAGCAACCAUAAGAAAAGCCAGUGGGCAGCUACAAGUACACCUGUGCUAGUUGUAGCAAGAUAGUUUUUUUCAUACAUCUUGGCAAUAUGCCUGAAAAAUAGUAUUAUGAUAUUGUCUUUGAUGGUUAGUAUAAAUUAAUUUUCAUUGUGUGAUUCCAGAAAAUAUCCAUACCCCUCUCACGGAUGGUUCUUCCGAUUAGACCCCCCCACCCCCUUGGAAUUUCCGUUCCAGAGGGGUCAUGUAUAACCCCCCACCCGCCAGGAAUUUCCUAUUUUCCUUUUAAAUUUCAUGGCCUUUAUUUGCCGCAUUUAGAGAUUAUUGACCAUGUACUGCUUAAAAUUAACUGUUCUCAUCUUAAGACACAGUUUUUUAUAAUCUUUGACCUAUUUGUAAUCUUUUACAAGGCAAUUUGUAUUUCUUACGCACGUAGAGCACGCUUAAUAAUGAGCAGUCUCUCUUCUUAUUAGUCCAUCCAGCGAAACGCGCGAGGCACGAAAAAAGAGAUUAAUAUGUUUAUGUCAUCUCAAGAAAACAUUUACAGCAUAACUUCAAAUUUGAACUAUUCUUUGAAAUAAAACUAUGUGAACAUUUUCGAAUUUCAAAACGAAUCUUCUUACGGGCAAAGUUUAUCGGUAAAUCUUUGGCUUCCGGUCCCAAAAAUGUAAUUAAGUUUAAUGAUGUACACAUCUAGUCUAAGUCAGUUUCAUCUCAAAUGCAACAUUUACAGCAUAACUUCAAAGUUAACUAUUGAUUUAGCAUUAAACUAUGUGAAGAUAUUCGAAUUUUAACACAUAUCUACUAAAAAAACCAACUUACAAACAAAGUUUAGCGCUAAAUGUUCGGUCUCGGGUGCUAAAGUCACUACAAAGUCGAUGUUUGUUAUUAAUUUUAACUUUGAAUGAAUUACGCUUGCAGUUAAAUAAAUUUCAAGAAUUACAAGAAAACUUAUUUGGGUUAUAAAAGAACAAAAUAUGCAAACAUUCAUUUUGCGUCCCAUAUUUGCAUCGAUGUACAGGGCUGUGCUCUAGCAGAGCCCGGUGGCCCCUGGCGCCCAACUUUUGCCCUCGGGCGACUAGAAAAUCUUAGAUUUUUCAUACAAAUCAUAUGCUGGGCACCCUAGAUUUUACAGUUUCAGAGCACUGGGCUCCCUUCAAUUUUCCUUAGAGCACGGCCUUGAUGUACAUCGGUGAAACAUGAUCUAUUUUGUCGCCUAGCACAUGAUCGAAAGUCUCCUCGACAAAGAAGAAACAGAUCGUUGAUAUUUUCGGGCAAAAGUUGAUUUGGCGAGAAGUCUGUUCCACAAACAGCUUGCCUUCAACGGUACUUUAUUAGAAGUCAAUAAUAAAAUACAGCAAAGCUGUUAUUUGCGUCGUCACGCAACACUUUGUCGCAAUGAGCUCAACCGAAAUUUGCAUAAAGUUGUUUACACGAAGCUCGAGAAAUAUAGGGCUGAGAUAGACAACGUUUGUUCUCGAUUAGCCUAAGUUUUUGUCAGACUAAUCUGCAAUCGAGUCCACAAUCGAGAUACAUGUUCGACAUUAUAAAUCGAUGCGCUAAAAUUUAUCCCCAGAGAAGCAAGGGACCUGUUGAGAAUUGGACCGAGAAUUGCGAUCGAUUUGCCUGAAGGACGAUAUUUAUUUAAGAGACUUCGUCAAAGUUAAACGUUGGACGGACCGACCAUUACAUCUUUAAGUUUUUUCUCGAAAGGGCAUCUAUUUAUGAUUUUUGUUGUGCUACAAUUCAAAAUGAUCCACAUAAUUAUACUUAUGUUUGUUUCGUACGAUCGAUCGCAUCUUUUACAAUGCUGUGGAAAAUUCUUCUCGUUGGCACCCCCCAUACCCCUAGGAAAUUUCUACCCUUUAGCCCCCCCACCCCACCCCUUAGGAAUUUCCAUUGACCAUCCGUGGGGGGGGGGGUAUGGAUAUUUUCUGGAAUCACACAUUUUACAAUAAUCACUGUCUUUUUACUUUCAUAUUCACACAGUCACAUUAUUGUUAUGCUUGCUGAUGACAUGGCCUGUAAUGCUCGCAAUCCAAGGCCAGGUGAGUCUUUAGUUUUUCCUACACUGUUCAUAUCACCUUUAAUAAGCUAAUUAUGAUUUUUCAAAGAAUUUACAUGUAGGAGGUGUAGGAAGUUGUGAUACACCAUUAGUGAUACUUUUCCUUACAAAGGAUUUAAACCUCUAUGUUUCACUGACUUAUGAGCAGAAAUCUACCAAGGCCCACCUUACAAGAGGUGGUUCCUCAGCUAUAAAAUUCUCACAGGGAAAAUAACAUUCCAGAUUCGCCAUUUUCACAUAGUGGCUACAAUUCCUGUUACAGAUUUUCUAAAAUCUAAAGCAAUAGUAGAAGUAUAUAGCAUCCUUCAAGAUUGCCAAUCCUGUUCUGUUCUGACGAGUUCACUCUCUGAGGAUGACUACCGUACAGGUUGUUGAAACGUCAGUCACUGUCAACAACAGUCCUAUGUAGAAUUAGGACUACGUUUACCUGGAUAAUCUUGCUAAACUUACAUGUACUUAUGAAUUGACUCCUAGGUUCAAACCUUUCACACUUCUCAAUGUUUAAAAAAAUUAUCCAUAAUCAAUCAAGAAACUUUACACUUACGACAGUACCUAUAGGAUUUAUAUUUUCAAAAUCUGUUGACGGAAAAGAUUUGGGAUUUCAUGGGCAUCAUUUUGAUGGCCCACAUGUCAUUUCUAGAGGAGUGAUGAACAGGCCUUUUGCAGCAGUUGGUCAUGCAAUCAAGUUGCUGUAAACAAGAAAACAGUUUUUAGCUACAGCUUAGCAUCAACUGAAAGAGCAUAUAAAAUUAAGAAACCUGCAAGUUUUCUGCUGUAUAUCUCCAAAAUAGUGAUUACUAUGGCUGGUAAAGAUUAGAGGGAUUUGUAUGGGAAAAACAACUCUAACCACCCAAUCAUGGUUGAGUGGUUUUGCAAAAAAAUCCUUGUAAUAUUUAAACUUUUGUAAAAUCUUUCCUUAAGCAUCACAGGGCUCAAAUUUUCCUUUGUACAUAACAAACAAUAUUAGCCCUCUAAGGUGUAAGGGAAAGAUUUAAGGAUGAUCUGAAAAUUUUCUCUCACCUUGGCAACAGCCAUUUUGUUGGAACUCAAUUGCUCUCAAAUAUUGUAACAGAUCCCAGUGAACUUGAGUUGCAGCUUUGUAUUUCCAUGCGGUUUAUUGAAUUGUUUUGUCAGACAGGCAUAGCUGUUUUGCAUAAUCAUAUUCAAUUAGACAGGGUCAUUGGAUACUUCUACUUAGUCCGUUUAAUGUAUACUAACAGAAUUGCACAAUAUUUUUAACUGAAAUAAGCGCUGUAAAAUUCUCAGACGUAGAAAUUUUGGACAGUUUUAUUUUGUCUGAAUUAAAAUCAUCUGCGAUUUUUGAGGUAAACAUAAUUAUACAGAAACUUAAUCAUUUCAUUCCCUUUGUCAUUCACAGGCACAGUGUUUAACAAUGCUAAUCAGCAUAUCAAUGUUUAUGGUGAUGACAUUGAAGUGGAUUACAGAGGAUACGAGGUACACUUAAAAAGAUCCCUUACGUGCAAGUACCAUAUAAGGCACAUACAUACCAUUGUUGCCUUUUUACUGUACCUUGAUGCAUUCUAUGUAGCUUUAUUGCUCCACCUACUCCCUUCCACACCUACAACAUGGAUACCGUACCUAUUCAGCUCUGCUUCUAUUUGUUGUGCUUUACCUGCUUCAUAUAACAGCAUGUAGACUUUCUAAGAUUAAUUUUAGUUGGGUCAUCAGUCAUGAGGGAAAAUGUCACUGAAAAAUGUCAAGUUCAAUCCGGGCAAGUCUAUCCAGCAUGCUAUGGCCAGCUUUAGAGAUCUAACUAAGGGACACUCAAGGCUAUUCAUCAUGACAUCAUAGUCCUGUUGUAGGUUUAAAAAAUGCAGCCUCCUAAGGGAAAAUAGAAUAUUGCACCAUUGUCAUGUAAGAAACUUACUUUAAGUGGCAAUGAAUCCAAAAAGGAAAGAAAAGGAAAGGCAGGUUCUUCAUUUACCAUAUGUCAGUACCAAUAAAAAAUUUUGCAUUGAUAAUUACAAUUAUGUCAAAAUCCUGUGCUCCACCUGUCUACCUUCUGGUGUAGUAAUUUUUUUAAGUCGUGAAGAUUUUGAAACACUUAAAAUUUUACCUUCUUUGCCUAGCAUUGCAACCAUAAUUAAAGGCAAAAAGUAAAAUUAAACCUCUGAAACCUUUUGUUACAGGUUACAGUGGAAAACUUCAUCAGAAUCUUGACAGGUAAAACCAAGAAAAGAAAAUGAUUUGUUUUCUUCUUUCCUUUUUCAAUUUUCCAAGAUGGCUUCCCACCCUGUACCAUUAACUAUAAUUAUGAAGUUGCAUAGUCUUUUUGCCUCUCAGUGGAAAUUGUGAUCACUUGAUAUUUUCCAUAUUUUUAUAUAACAGGUCGUCUUCCAUCCAGUGUUCCAAGAUCCAAGCGAUUACUUUCUGAUGAAAGAAGCAACAUUCUCGUCUACAUGACAGGUUUGUUAUUAACAUGAUUAAGUUUCCUAUGAAAACUCAAAGGCGUGGAAGGAAUAUCUUAAUUGUAAUGCUGCUGUUUUUCCUUCUUCCUUGUAGGCCAUGGGGGUGAUGGGUUUCUUAAGUUUCAAGAUUCUGAGGAGAUUACAAGCAUAGAGUUGGCUGAUGCCUUUGAGCAAAUGUGGCAAAAACGACGGUAGGUGUGGCAGUAACAAUGUCAGACCUCAAGGAAAAGGACCCAGGAGUGUAGGACCCUCUCUAGCCUAGCCUGAGAGAAAAACGGCAAACAUUUCACGAUGCUGGUCUCCUCGCAAAAUGACGUCAGAGGGCCAUACUGAUGUUGGUCACUACCCAGAUCUGGGUGAUGCAUUGUAAUUCUGAUUAAUCGUGCCUUGCGGGGAAGUUGCUUUGACCAACCUGCAGUUGUUCCUCAGAUGUUAUUUUGCGUGGAAACAAGAAGUGUGGUUGCAAAUGUGUGCUGUUUUGUCAGGAUAUCUCUGUCCUAGACUAGGUAUCUCAAUACCCACCCCUCAAUCUGCUACUGAGUAAUCCAUUGAACUGCUUGGCAGGGUCCGAAAUUAACUUUUUAAUAUGGGCGCCAACUGGUGAGCAAGUAUAAAUUUUUGGUCGCCAAGGGGCAAAUUAUGGUCGCCAAAAAAUUCCCCUUGGCGGCUUGGAAACGUUCAACUCGUAUUGAUCGUAGCUGUUGUGGAGGUAUAUUUACAGGAAGAUUCGUUUCACUUUUAAAUUAAAAAAAUAUCCGCAGGACGAAUAGUAAGACACCUGUUGGCAAAUAGCUUUGAGGUUUCAAUUCUUAAUCAUUUUCUCCGAACGUGAAAGUCUACAAUGACAACCAGCUUUACGAGGUCGCCAGUUGGCGACCAACUAUGAAUUUCUGGUCGCCAGAACUGAAUUUUUGGUCGCAUUGGCGACCAGGAAGGCGCAAUUUCAGACUCUGCUUGGUAUGCGUCUGUAGUCCCUCAUUUUUAAUCUCUCUAUUUUUGGAUCAUUGCAGGUAUAAUGAGGUGUUCUUGAUUGUGGACACCUGCCAAGCAUACUCCAUGACACAAAAGCUUUACUCACCAAACAUUCUGGGAGUUGGCAGCAGUUUAGUUGGAGAAGAUUCCCUUUCUGUGAGUUCAUCUUUGUGUACAGGGACCCUAAUUAAAUUCCAGAUGACUGUUCAAUCUCGGACUGGAAUCCAGGAUCUCAGCUUCAAAGAUUGAUACUUUAACAGAGCUAAAAAAAUUGAAUUCCAGCUUGUCUUUGGAGCAAGCAGCUCUCACAUUUUGCCUUCUCAGGGCUACUUCUUGCUUGUCUUAGUCAAUGAUUUUGUAAGAGGAUGACUUGCUUGGACCCUGUAAGCUUUAAAAGCUACUUGCCCAACAAGAAAAUAUACGCGCCCUACCUUAACACUGAAUUCACUUUUUUUUUCUCUUGACAAAUGUAUUUAUACAAACUUUGGAUAGGAAAGUUGUCGUGUUUACUGUUUUUUUUUCAUCAUUAUCUAUUUUUUUAGCAUCAUGAAGACCCAGCCAUUGGAGUUCACGUGAUAGACAGGUACACGUAUUACGUUCUUCAGUUUCUAGAAGGCGUCACUCCUAACAGCAAAGCCACCGUGGGAGAUUUGGUAAAUUCAUUUAAUAUUUCUUAUUUGCUAUCAUCAUCAUCAUCAUCAUUAUCAAGUAGCUGUGUUGUUUUAAGCAUGAUAAGCUGUUUUCAGUAGUAUUAGUGACUGACUCAGAACUCGGCUUUCUUGGUGAAGAUUUUUUGUUAACUAUUCUCUCAAGAGUGGUGCGACUCCAACUGAGAGUGACCUAAAACAGUGAAGCGUUGCUUUCUCAAGCUGAAUUGAAUUCACAUUCAGUACAAGAUGAUGUGUUAAGAUGCAUGUAAUUGUAUGUAAAGUAACAGCAUCAUGAUUGAAUGCAAGUGCGUUUAAGACACCAAUCUAUCAACAAUACCAUUAAGAGUAGGAACUUCCUUGGGUAUCAGGAUUUGAUUAUUCAGCUUGCGUUAAUGACACGUUGAGGCACGGUGGUCAAUUUUAAAUCACAGUUUUUUCCUCCUACCUUGUGUGUAUACACGUUGCAAGAGGGUAACCCUGGAAUGGACUAGCAUUUAAUGCUGCAUAAACCAAGCUAAACUCAAUGGUCGUGUUUAACGAUGAUUAUACCUUAGCACAUACAUGCAGUUUAUACGGAGCUCACCAAAGUAUUCUUUGUUCUUGUAGUUCAGUUACACUACGCCAAAUUUAGUGAUAUCUACACCAGGAGUGAGAUCUGACUUAUUCAAAAGGGACCCAAACAAGGUAAAGUGUAUAAAACAUUUCUACAAUGAUUCCAUAACGUGAUCGGAGAUUAAAGGUAUGAAGUACAUUUUCUUCCUUGACAGGUGUCCAAGUCUGUUUGAGUAAGCGACAUGUACAAUCAUGGACAAAAGUCUUGGGACCGACUUAAGCAUUUCUGGGGCGUUUUCCAAUUAACAUACCAAUACCCAACCCCUGCUCCCUUCAACCCACAAACAACGUUGGACGCCUGUAUCCAGAAUUUUUUCGAGUUUCAACUUUGUUUAGAGUGGAGUGAGAGAGAGAGCUGUAAGAAAAUUUCGAGAGGGAUGCACUGUUUUAUGAAGGAACCCAGAAAUUACAGAAAAUCAUAUCAAGCAUGAGACGCAGUGUUUCAUCACCAGGUGAAACACCGUGAAGAGAGUUGAAACUACGACGCGCAGCGAAGUAUUUUUGAGGAACUUCGAGGUGAUUCAUCUGGUGAUGAAACACUCUGUCGAAUGCUUAAUAUUACUUCUUAAACAAAAUGAUCUUAGACGGAGAAAUUAAGGAUGCAAAAAUGACCAGUUUUUCAUCUGAUUUUCAAACCCUCAUUAGACAUUAAUUUCUUUUGUUUUUUCUUUAUGAAUUAUUAAUGAGUUUAAGAAGAAUUCCGCAUUACUCUCCCAAGGACUUUUGUCAAUGGUUGUAAUUGUGGUGACAGAAAUAAAGUUUCCUCCUUUCUUUUUUUAAGGUAUUGGUGACCGACUUCUUUGGCAGCGUUCACAGCGUUGAGAUAUCAAAUUCCUCCGCUACUGAUGUCAAGCAGGAAUCUCUAUGCAGGUACAUCUUCUGUCACACGGAAAAAUAGCUAUGAGGGAUUCAAAAAAGGAUUCUGGCCACAACCAGGCUGUAGCGAGUAUAGAGGCAACUACGCAUAGCUACGACUCAGAGAUUCGAAAGUUGAUGGAGUUGACACUUAACCCGCCGCAUGGUUAGUUGAGUUGGUUGGUCACUGGCCCGCCAAGUGGGAGAUUGCUUUCCAGUCUUCGGGUCGUAUCAGUACUCAAGGCUUUAAAAUAUCUGAGCAGGCCCAGCCUUUGCCUUACGACGCUCGCUACAUAUAAAUGCAUGUUUCUCAUAAAGCACUUUUAAAAGUAAUGUUUAAUGGUGAAAUCAAGAACUAAAAGAUGUCCUAAGUGAAUUAACUGGAAAUAUUUUUCGCGUUGCAGAGGAGACGGUUGCUCGGCACCCGUAAGAGACAACCGUCCUAAAACAGCAGAGAAACGUGUUUUGCGCGAGCAGUUUCCCACCACAGCAAGAAAGGUAUCAUUCAUCAUUCUAACGAGUUUGAUAUAGAUUAUCUUUGUAGCUCUGGUCUGAUCCCGACCUCUGUGUCUGUGACUUUGGGACAUAAAAUACUUGGCGUCAGAUCAGUAGUAUAGGUGAGCUUCUUUGAGCCUCCUGUUUGCGGUGAAAUCUCAUAGGUGAAGGGAAACCAUAGUAAUGUUGUGGUAUCCGUGGUGGUGAUGGAAAACAAUAGAAUUAAGGAAAACCAUAGGAAUUGGUUGUUGAUCGUGGUGUUAAAAUUACAGAAAGAAAUGUUGUAGUGGUGGUGGAACGAAAAGAAUUAGAGUGCGGAGGUGAGGUGGAUAAAAGGUGUUUCGGGAAAAAAGAGACUAUUGCGUUGAAAGAGCUGUGGUUUCCAAAUGUUUAAACGCCAAGAAUUGAUGAAUCGUAACCAUGAAAAGUAAGGAAGAGAUAAAACCUGCGCAAGAAUCUUUAACUAUGGGUUUGUGUUUGUAACCAUCCAAACUGCUUUCCGAAACAAUUCAACCAAAAACUAUGACAAAUAUAACUAUGUCAAACCGCCAAACGUUUUGUGUUAAGAAUACUUAGAUCAGAAUUAACCUCGAGUGCAGGAGUUUUGUGCAACCAGUUCCAGUCCACCCAACGGAACAAUUCCCGGCAUCCAUAAAAAUUAAUUAGUUACAAAGGCAUUUAAUCGCGUUAAUUUAUUUCUUUUUUACAGUCAGAGAAGGUGGAAUGGAAAUUUCCGGUGGAGUUUCUGGUAUCUGUUGCAGUGUUUGUGGUAUUGAUUGGCGUGGCCUCCCUGCGAUAAACCUACUGCAGUACCGAAGACGUCACAAAGAAAUCAAUGUGACGUAAGCUCUUUGCGCUUAGAGACACAAGUCUGUUGUCACGAGGUCUACGUGAGUGACUGUCACGAGGCGGAUAGAAGAGUCAGUGUUACACAUGAUGACAGUAACUUGUGGCGAGGCACACAUUGGAGCUUAUUAUGCGAGUUGUGAGCCACUGAAACGAAAGCUCAUCAAGGGAUGUACGUUCCAAGAUAAAUGGACAAUAACCACCCAAUAUUAAA
Messenger RNA from Porites evermanni, 9889 nucleotides. NCBI's taxonomy places the organism in Eukaryota, Metazoa, Cnidaria, Anthozoa, Scleractinia, Poritidae. The record is from the annotation of a GenBank genome assembly.